CGUACAAGGGGUACGAGGAGGUGCUGGUGCCCGCCGCCCCCCGCGCCCCGCCGCCGGAGGAGGGCGAGCUGGUGCGCAUUGCGGACCUGGAGGAGUGGGCGCAGCUCGCAUUCCCCGGUUACAAGUCGCUCAACCGCAUCCAGAGCCGCAUCUUCAAAACCGCCUUCCACUCCAACGAGAACAUCCUGGUGUGCGCGCCCACAGGCGCCGGCAAAACCAACAUCGCCAUGAUUGCCGUACUUCGGGAGAUCGGAUCCAACAUGCGGUACGGCGUCAUCCAGCGAGCGGAUUUCAAGAUCGUGUAUGUGGCCCCCAUGAAGGCGCUUGCAGCGGAGGUGACGGCCAACUUUUCAAAGAGGCUGGAGCCGCUGGGUCUUGUUGUUCGCGAGCUGACGGGCGACAUGCAGCUGAGCAAGCGGGAGCUGGCGGAGACACAGAUGAUCGUGACCACACCCGAGAAGUGGGACGUCAUCACACGCAAGGGCGGCGACGUGUCAGUUUCCUCGCUGGUCAAGCUGCUCAUCGUGGAUGAGGUGCACCUGCUGAAUGACGACCGGGGGCCAGUCAUUGAGGCACUCAUUGCACGCACGCUGAGACAGGUUGAGGCCAGCCAGUCCAUGAUCCGCAUCGUGGGCCUGUCCGCCACCCUUCCCAACUACGAGGACGUGGCCGCCUUCCUGCGCGUCAGCCCCAACAGCGGCCUCUUCCACUUCGACGCCUCCUACCGCCCCGUGCCGCUGGAGAUGCAGUUCGUGGGCGUGAGUGAGAAGAACUUCCUGGCGCGGCAGAAUGUGAUGAACGAGGUGUGCUACAACAAGCUGUCCGAGUCGCUCAAGGCCGGCUACCAGGUGAUGGUGUUCGUACACAGCCGCAAGGACACCGGCAAGACCGCACGUGUGCUGGCGGACCUGGCGGCCAAGGCGGGGGAGGCGGCGCUGCUGGAUACGCGGGAGCAUGAGAAGUACGGGUUGUUCGCAAAGGAUGUACGGAGGAGCAGAAACCGCGAGAUGGCCGAGCUGUUCGAACUGGGUUUCGGCAUCCACCACGCGGGCAUGCUGCGACCCGACCGCUCCCUCGUGGAACGCCUCUUCGCGGAGGGGUUGCUGCGGGUGCUGGUGUGUACGGCAACCCUUGCAUGGGGCGUCAACCUGCCCGCACACACGGUCAUCAUCAAGGGCACGCAGGUGUACGACGCGCAGAAGGGCGGGUUUGCUGACGUGGGCAUGUUGGAUGUGCAGCAGAUCUUUGGACGAGCGGGCAGACCGCAGUACGAGGAUAGCGGUCUGGGCAUCAUCCUCACCACUCACGACAAGCUGGCGCACUACCUGGGCAUGCUCACCCACCAGAGCGCCAUCGAGAGCCAGUUCGCAAAGUGCCUAGUGGACAACCUGAAUGCGGAAAUCGUGUUGGGCACCGUCACCAACGUGCGCGAGGGUGUUGCCUGGUUAGGCUACUCCUACAUGGCCCGGAGGCUGGAGCGGAACCCCC
Molecule: messenger RNA, 1488 nt
Organism: Astrephomene gubernaculifera
Lineage: Eukaryota; Viridiplantae; Chlorophyta; Chlorophyceae; Chlamydomonadales; Astrephomenaceae
Source: the annotation of a GenBank genome assembly